AUGCUAAAGAUAUAUGAGGAUAUAAUCAACGAGGUUAUAUCCAAGCUUGAGCAGGCUGAAGAUGAGACAAACCUGGGGAAGUCCGCGAUUCAUGAGCUUAGAAAUGAGUGGAGAGAAAGACUUAUUGAAUAUACGCAGGGCGAGUGGGGUGUAGAGAGAAAUAUAAAUAACGAUGGCCAAGGAUACCGUGGAUACGAAAGGCCCCCUGAGGAGUCUGGAAGUGGCUUUAAUGGAAGCACGAUGAUAGAGAGGGAGGACGGGAUGUUUGAGGACUACGAAAGCCUGAGUGCCUCGAGUGGAGAUUCUGAAAUAAUAGGGAAAAAGGGUAAUGUUGGUAACUGCAUGGUUUGCCUAUAUGUAAAGGUUAACAUGUCGAAGGGGAAGUGGAAGUGCACGUUUAAGCAGGGAUUUAUUAGCAUAGGAAACAUAGACUUUGUGUUUAACUCCGCUCAGGGAGAGCUUGAGUGGUGA
Messenger RNA from Encephalitozoon hellem ATCC 50504, 471 nucleotides. Its product is annotated as transcription initiation factor IIA large chain. The coding region runs from base 1 to 471 and encodes 156 amino acids. Gene Ontology annotation, cellular component: transcription factor TFIIA complex. Lineage: Eukaryota; Fungi; Microsporidia; Unikaryonidae. The transcript has a single exon. The record is from RefSeq and is a predicted model, not a curated record. Gene Ontology annotation, biological process: transcription by RNA polymerase II; transcription initiation at RNA polymerase II promoter.